AUAGUUAGAACAAACUUAUUAUUCACUAUACUUAAGCAAACUUCAAGACCAACAUCUGCCUUUAUUCACAGGGUUGUAUAAUCUUGCUUCAUAAAACACAAAUACCAACUGAAAAGUAGCUGCUCUUCUGCUGUUCGAAACUACAAGUCCGGUCGGCCAUGUCUCUACUCUCCCGCUUAAUCUCCAGCACUUCAAUCAAACCACCUACUUUCUCCCUUUCUUUCAUCUUAGUCUCCUCCCUAUCCUCUUCCUCUUCCUCUUUCUCUUCGAAAUGCAGGGCAGAGCCAAUCCCAGUCCCUUCUCAGCUGCCUCCAGUUCCCAAAAGAGUUCCUUUCACAGUCUCACUCCAUGGUCAUACGUGGCAAGAUCAUUACCAUUGGAUGCGCAACGUCAACGACCCUGAUUUCGUAGACUACCUCAACCAAGAGAACUCAUAUGCUCAAGCUUUCAUGGCUGACACUCAAACCCUGCAACGAGCUAUGGUCUCUGAGAUGAAAAGCCGAAUGCCCUCCAAAAUUUCCACUCCUGUUGAACGUUAUGGACCCUGGUUGUACUACGAGUACAUACCGGAAGGGAAGGAGUACCCAGUGUUCUGCAGGAGAUUAGGAACUGAGAGACGUGGUUGGGUGGAAAGGCUUCUCAGUAAUGCCAAAGCUGGAUUUGGAAGGGAGGAAAUUUUGCUCGACUGGAAUGAAGUUGCUGAAAAACAUGGUUAUGUGCAUGUGGGUCAGUGUCGAAUUUCACCAGAUCACAAUUUUCUAGCAUACACACUUGAUACUUCUGGCAGUGAACAGUUCAUUCUUCAAAUUAAAGACCUCAGAAAUGGAUAUAUUGUUCCAAGGGCACAAGUUGAUAGAGUUGUUAGCUUGGCAUGGGCUCAAGAUUGCCAGACUUUGUUCUAUACAAUUGCUGAUGAGAAUCAACGACCUUACAGGGUUCUUUGCACAACAUUAGGAUCAGGUAUUACAGAUGAUGUCUUGGUAUUUACAGAAAGUGAUUCUAGCUUUUGUGUGGACCUAACAAGUACAAAAGAUGGCAAGUUUAUAACUGUGAAUUCAAAUUCAAGGAGUUCAUCUGAGGUUUAUGUAGUUGAUUCAACUGAUCCCUUGAGUGGCUUGCGAAGAGUACAUGAGCGCGUUUCUGGUGUACAGUAUUUUUGGGAACAUCAUUUUGGUUUCUUUUAUAUUCUUACAAAUGCUCCUGUGAAAGAAAGUAUGAUGUGUUCCACUGAAGGUUAUUAUUUAGCUAGAUGUCAAGUUGGAGAUAUACAGUCAACUACUUGGCAGAAUAUUUUCUAUCCCAGUGAAGAUACCAGUUUACAAGAUAUGGACAUUUUUAAUGGACAUUUAGUGCUUUUUCUCAAUAAGAAGGGCUUUCCUAUGUUAUGUUCUGUUGAUUUGCCUAUCAAUGUUGAUUGUAAGCGUCAAAUGAUGAUUGAGGAUCUUGAUCCAUGGUUUUUCCCUAUGCCCUCAAAUUCAUGUAGUAUUCAACCAGGUUCAAACCUUGACUUCACGAACUCAGUAUACAGAGUGGUGCUGUCAUCUUCAGUGGUGCCUGAUGUAAUUGUUGACUACGACAUGUCAAGACGGAUUUUCUCAAUUGUUCAACAAGAGGAGGUACUUGGUGUUUCUAGUAAUGCUCAAUCAUGCUCUUCAGGAUAUGAACUAGAUACUCAAAAACAUCUUGACCGUAAAAAGGGUGAAAACAACCAAAAUAUUGAAUUACAAAGAUGGAAGGACUUUUCUGAUACCUAUUGUUGUGAAAGAAAGGAAGUUAUUUCCCAUGAUGGUGUCAGGGUUCCUCUGACCAUUUUGUACUCGCAAAAGGCGUGGAAGAGUUAUCAGUCUCCUGGAAUUUUACAAGGUUAUGGAGCAUAUGGGGAAGUUCUUGAUAAAAGUUGGUGCGUGGACCGUCUCAGUUUACUUGAUCGUGGAUGGGUGGUGGCAUUUGCUGAUGUAAGGGGUGGUGGUGGUGGUGAUUCUUCAUGGCAUAAAUCUGGCAGUGGGUUGUUCAAACAAAAUUCUAUAUAUGACUUUGUAUCAUGUGGCAAGUACCUAAUUGAUGAGGGCUAUGUCCAUAGAGAUCAGCUGGGUGCCAUUGGAGUUAGUGCUGGGUGUCUUCUCAUGGGGGCAGCUCUGAAUAUGUACCCUGACCUUUUCCGUGCUGCAAUUUUGAAGGUACCAUUUCUUGAUAUAUUGAACUCAUUGCUGGAUCCUAGUUUGCCCCUCACUAUAUUGGACUAUGAAGAAUUUGGGAAUCCUCAGAUAAAGUCCCAGUUUGAGUCUAUUUUAAGUUAUUCCCCCUAUGAAAACAUUCCUCAAGGUGGUUGCCACCCUUCAAUUCUUGUUACAGCAUCAUUUAAUGACUCAAGGGUUGGAGUUUGGGAAGCUGCCAAGUGGGUGGCCAAAGUUCGAGAUAGUACAUGUUCUUUUUGUUCUCGAUCUGUCAUUCUGAAGACAAAUAUGACUGGAGGACAUUUUGGUGAAGGUGGCCGUUAUAUUCAGUGUGAGGAAAUAGCUUAUGACUAUGCUUUUCUGGUGAAAGUUAUGGGGAUUAACAUUAAUUAGAAUAAACUUGGCUGUCAUCAAAGGUUGUUUCUAAUUAACAGGGAAAAGAAAACAUUAAACAGUGGGAUUCCCUUCUUAUAAUCCUUGCAUGAGUGAUUGAGACUUCUGUUUGUUGAAGGACACUUGAUUGGCAGUUCAGGUACAGAUAUCAAAUGGUAACAAUGGCAUCUGAGUUGCCUCCAUAUGCUGUAAUGAUUCGGCUCAAUUGUACCCAGCCUCCUGCUUUUGUAUGCUGUAGGCAUACUUUAUGCAUCUAGAAAUGAGCUGAGUUGAACUUUGUGCCUGAAAGUGGAAGGUGCUCGUUAGCAUCCAUGGGACUAGUCAAUGGGUUAACCCUUCUUGUUUUCUCAAGAUGAGUUGGCAACUGACAGCAAUGCUUUUUUGCACUUCAAGAACAUGUCUGAAUCUGAUCAUGUCUCUGUUAUGGUUGAGUAAUAAUGUAAUCUUUUGAGACUUAAACAGCGCUGCAUUUGCUGUUAAUUGUUAUUGCACUAGGAAAUUAUCUCUGGCAGCAUUCAUUCUAGGA
Messenger RNA from Theobroma cacao (cacao), 3093 nucleotides. RefSeq names its product Prolyl oligopeptidase family protein. Gene Ontology annotation, biological process: proteolysis. NCBI's taxonomy places the organism in Eukaryota, Viridiplantae, Streptophyta, Magnoliopsida, Malvales, Malvaceae. Gene Ontology annotation, cellular component: chloroplast. Gene Ontology annotation, molecular function: serine-type endopeptidase activity. The record is from RefSeq and is a predicted model, not a curated record.